UAUAAAAGAACAUAAAUAAACGAAGCUUUUACAGCAAAAACUUGUUCACUUUCGUCAUCAAGAUCCUCGACGGUUUUACCGUUUCGGUAGUUAUUCUUUUGCUGAUACAAUUCAUUUGUUGAAAAAAAAAACAUUUCAGGAAGAUUAAUGGAUAAUCCCGGAGCCGAUGUUAUGGAAACCUCCACUUUGCUGGAAGAUGCUGACAAGAAGUCCAAGGGACUUCACCUCCGCAAACUCGUUCUCGAGUUAGAAAUAGCAGAGGCCGAGAAGCGGCUGAAAAACCUCGAAAGGGUUUAUCUUUGCGCCUCAGAAAAACACGACGAACUAAAAUGGCUCGGGCGGCACUUUUACAGUGAAGAAAUCCGUGCUAGAUCUUGUUUUUCUUACAUUGGAUACCACAUCGAUCAAUUUAAGCACCUGGUAGAGGAAUUCCAGAACACUCUCGACAAGGUGACUAAGGCAAGACCAAAACAAAAUGGAACAGAAGCCAUUCAUCAUCACAGCCUGCAUGCCUUUGCGUUACAUGGUUGUAAGAAUCUGGCACAAGAAAACAAACAACUGCAGCGGAAAGCACAACACCAGAAGCCCGAAAACGAUGAACCAAGUCAAGAAGAAAUCAGCUUCGAAUACAUAAAUCGGGAGUUGAACUACAUUCAAAGAACAUUCCCAAGGGGAAGUGGCAAGCAUUCCAUGCAUGAGCUGCUAAAGGAGGCUAAAGAGACGAGGAAGUUACGAGACAACGCUAUCGCGAAUGGAAGACACGACAUUUUGGCAAAAUCUAUGGAGAAUGAGAUAAAAGUUCUGGAGAAGAUGGUAGGAGAGCUUCAGAAAGACAGGACAGAAUCAGUGCAUAGGAUGCAAGAAUCGAGAAGGGCAUACGAAGAUUUUGCAAAAAAGGCGAAGGCUCUGGAAGAGAAAAAGGAACGCCAAUGCGGUAGGUGGGACGAGGAAAACAAACACAUAAUUGGACUGAAGAAAACACUUGGACGAGUUGUAACAUCGUUGACCCGCCUUGAAAGAAAAAAUAUGAACAUGCUGUGACAAAAUCUUUCAUCUUUGUCCGAUCAUUUCCACACUCUUCGCAUUCGGAAACUAUUGAAACUGAUUCUAAACAAUGUAAGGUAAACACAGGCGGAUUCUAAACAAGAACUAAGCAUGAAGGUUGUCAAAAACUAAGGGGUUGAAUGAAUAACAGAAAUGAUCUUACCUGAAUAAUAUCCUCAAGGAAUUGUACCUAACAAAGAGAAAAAGCUUAUCCGAAAGCAUUUCAUUGUAUAAGUUAUAAGAAUAGAAAUACCACAUUUUGACAAAAAAAAAGCAUUUCAUUGUAUUUGAUGGAUCCAAUACAGUCGGUUCCUUAUUACAUAAUCGAAAAAGCUUCAUCGAGACAAGAAGUCGCCCAAAAAGCAAAGAUUCCAUUCUUGGAGUCUGUCUGAAAUUGCAGAAGCUGAGAAGUGACUGAAAAUCCUUUGAGCAAGAUUGCAUUGUUUUCCACUCCAACAAAAAGAGCAUUUUACUCAAAUGAACUAUACUUGGAUCGCAUGGAUUUUUCACAGGUACACCAUUUUUAUAAAAAUAUAAGGAAUUAGCAAAAGUCAAAAUUAUCCCUUUAAAAAAUGGAAAGCCACGUUAUCCUUAAUGAUUCAAGUGUGUUACGCCUUACACGUAUAGAUUGAACAUUCGAGGAAAAGUAAAAAUUGGAGAUUUUCCAAGUAAAAACUGAAUGUUAGGUUUUUCUUUUAAUACAGAAUUGAAAUCAGAAAAAAAGAGAGAGAACGCGAAAACUGGUAAGCAAACACAAAAGCAUUCAAAAUCGACGUAAACCGACUGAAAUCGAGAAGAAAACGAAGAAAGUGGAGAGAUCGCCAUCUCUGGCUUGUGAGGUUCCAUGUGAGAAGAAAACUAAUUUGACGCAGUUUAUAGAUAACACAUGUUUUGCGACGGAAAUGUAGUUGUAAUUGCGAUCUGAUUAAAGAGUCGUAAUUAAUUAUAAACGCAAUUUUACUAUAGUUAUAUUCUAAUAACUCUAAUACGCCCCCGCAAAUCUAGAACUUCUGUAAAGAAGGAAUAGAUUUGACAUUAAAAAAUAAAUAAAAUUCUUCAAUCUUCAGAUUUUGAAAUCUUCAAUCUUCAAACUUGAAUCUUCAAUCUCCAAAUCUCCAAAUGUCAAGAAUAUCUCCAAAUGUCAAGAAUAUCUUCAUGAUGUGAACUUUCCAAAAAUAAAGCAAAUAGCUUCAAUAAACGUUGUUGAAAAUAACGACCGGAUGGACAUCGAUCGGAUAAACGAAUCGGAAAGUUCUUCCGAGAAAUAUAUGGAUUCCAAAUCGUGUAUUAUAUGACUAGAUGAGUCAUGGGCCAUAGGCACAAAGAGAUGUCGAUAAUGAAGAAGAAGAAAAAAAAUGAUCUACCGAGAGAGGCAGACAAGAGAUAAAGACUGAGGGUUGGGAGACAAAGAUGAAAAACACCAAGGUAAAAUCCAUGGUGGACUAUGAAAUGGGUUGACGCAAAGAAUCGUCUUGGAUCCCUUUUCGAAAACUUGAGCAGAGAUCAGAAUAUUGUGCCAACACCGUCGACGAGUAGAGAGAACCAGAGAGAAGGGAACGAAACUGAUGAUGAGACUCAUUUGGUCCAAAAAUGUGUCAAAGAUUGAGGAAAGAAGAUGAGAAAGAGAACCCAUAGACGGAGAUUGAGGGACUUGUACUAAAAAAAAAACCCUACAAUCUGGUGAUAGAGAAGAAGCCGACUGACAGAAAAGGAAAAGAAGUCGACAGACAGCAGAAGAAGUAUAGAGAUAGCAGAAGCUCAUAUCAUUUCGGUGUUCUUCAAAAAACACAAAGUGCAGAAGACAACAAAGAAAAAUAUAGAGCUUGAGAAAGUUAUGGAAGAUUUGAACAAAAACAGAACAUGAUCAAGAACUGUGAAAAAGGAGUAAAGAAGAUCAUAUUAUGUAUUCAUGGAAGAAGAUGAGGAAUACAGAGGGAAGAAGAUUGAAGAAGAAACCCAGAAAGAGAAACUUGAUUUGAUGAAAAAUGAAGAUGGGAAAUUUCGUCGAACAUUUGGAGGGCAACAUUUUCAUCUGACUUUUGGUAGAAAAAAAAAA
This is a messenger RNA of Tarenaya hassleriana, 3100 nucleotides long. RefSeq lists its product as uncharacterized. The coding region runs from base 148 to 1041 and encodes 297 amino acids. The record is from RefSeq and is a predicted model, not a curated record. The transcript is spliced from 5 exons. Lineage: Eukaryota; Viridiplantae; Streptophyta; Magnoliopsida; Brassicales; Cleomaceae.